CGACAAAGAGACGUUCGUUACAAAGGAGAUAUGGAUAGUGCAAGUCUGAGAAGCGACGUUUUCAGGUGAACUUCUAGGACGUUUUGAAGUUUUGUACGUGGGAAGUUGGAACCUGGAAUUUUGUGGGAAGAGCUUUCAGGGGUACAUUUUGGCAUAUUUUGGAGGCUCGAGAAGAGGUGAGGUUUCAAAGAGACGUGUUAAAAACCUCUCAUAUUCUGAGGCGAUCUCAAAUUUACGGCUUGGCCAAAUCACGGUCAAUAUCAAUAUCAAGUGGCGAAGAGCCCACUAUCACAGCCACCAGAACCCAAACAAUGAAACGAAGGAGUUCCCAGCCACCACUACUGGACCUCCCCGAUUUUCUCCAGGACUCUCCUUUCCUACCAAGCUUUGAUUCACGUGUCGACGAUGACUACAAAAGACACCACCAACCCCGCCCAACGACCCGCCAAAUCCUGACCUCAAAACCAGCCCGAACAGUUCUAGCAGUCCUGCUCACAAUCCUCGCACUCAUCUACCUCCGAAACUCCCUUCGCAGCCAUCAUAUCUGGGCUCGCCUCACUGGCCCAUCAUGCUACUACACCGAUCCCGUGACCGUUCCGUCCUCGCACUCAGGCGUGGAUGUUGACUGGUCGAAAUUCGCAUAUACGCAGUAUGCCACUAAUGUCGACUACCUGUGUAACGCGGUGAUGAUCUUCGAGACGUUGCAUAGAUUGGGGAGUAAAGCUGAUAGAUUGCUGUUGUAUCCGAACAAGUAUUCGCUUGAUGUGACGCUCGGAACGGUCGAGAGUAGGCUGUUGGUUAAAGCGAGGGAUGAGUUUAAUGUUACACUAAAGGCGGUCAGGGUGCAGCAUCAGAAUCUGGCAGCUUAUUCCGGACCCAACUGGGCAGAUAGCUACACCAAACUCCUCGCCUUCUCCCAAAAACAAUACACCCGCCUCCUCGUCCUCGACUCCGACGCCACCAUCCUCCAACCCCUCGACUCCCUCUUCCUGCUCCCCUCCGCCCCAGCAAUCAUGCCCCGUGCGUGGUGGCUCCCCUACCCAUUCCUCUCCUCGCACUUCAUGCUCAUCGAGCCUUCUGACCGCGAGUUCUGGCGCGUGCAGAAAGCCAUGGAGAACGCGAGGGUGGGCUAUUACGAUAUGGAGAUUAUGAAUAAGUUGUAUGGAAGGACGUGUAGGGUCUUGCCGCACGAGAAGUAUGCAUUGUUGACGGGAGAGUUGAGAGCGAAGGAUCAUGCGGGGUGGCUUAGUGGUGGGAUUGGAAUUGGGAAGGGGAAGAAAUUGGGGUUGGAUUGGGAUGUGGAGAGGAUGAAGAGGGAGGCGAGGGUGGUACAUUUUUCAGACAGUCCGUUGCCGAAGCCGUGGUUGGCGACGGAGGAGCAGAUUGAGAAGUUUAAACCGGAGUGUGUUGAGGGUGUAGGGUGGGAGGAGGACUGCAGAGAGAGGGAGAUUUGGGUAGGGUUUUAUGAGGAUUUCAGGAGGAGGAGGAAGGUAUGUGAUAUUGCGUAUUGCCGUGAUAUAUGGUACUGACUUGCGUAUAGGAUAUAUGUGCUAUGUGAUGUAGGCCCUAUUGAUUUGGAUAGUAAAAGUCAAUCGCGCGGAAUUGCAAUAGCUGUGUACAGCGGAGUAGGUAUCACAAGUCUUGGAUAGGCUAAAAAGCCCCAUAUUCCAUAUAACAGAAGUAUUAGUGAAUCUCGACUCAAUCUGUAGUCGGAAAUAAUCACCAGCAAGAUUGUAUUACAAUUAGUGAUGGACUUGUUCCCGUGACCCUGGAGUUUGUCAAUAGCAAUUUUCAUUGAAUCCGGCUCUGGGCUUUACCGGGAGAAUGCCUAGCAGGAG
Cadophora gregata is the source of this 1838-nucleotide messenger RNA. Its product is annotated as N-acetylglucosaminyltransferase, variant 2. The record is from RefSeq and is a predicted model, not a curated record. Bases 312 to 1529 code for a protein of 405 amino acids. Lineage: Eukaryota; Fungi; Ascomycota; Leotiomycetes; Helotiales; Ploettnerulaceae. Gene Ontology annotation, molecular function: glycosyltransferase activity. The transcript is spliced from 3 exons.